Molecule: messenger RNA, 498 nt
Organism: Cooperia oncophora
Lineage: Eukaryota; Metazoa; Nematoda; Chromadorea; Rhabditida; Trichostrongylidae
Source: the annotation of a GenBank genome assembly
AUGAUGGCAAUGAUGAACCAUUAUCUACAGAGCAGACUCGGUCGGCAUGAAGCACGUUUGCAUGGAGAGAGAGCUGCACCGAGUGUCUUCGUCUGUCAGCACUGUAACAAGGUCUACAAUGCACACAGUCAGCUGAGGGAGCACAUUGAUGUUGUUCACGAGAAUCUUCGACCAUUCAAAUGUGAGCAAUGUGGCAUGGAAUUCGGUCGAGCUGGAGGCCUUCGACGUCAUGACAUGAUGGUGCAUCAGCAAAAGAAGCAUGCAUGUCCUUACGAAGGCUGUAAUCAUCCUGGAUAUAAGUGUACCAAAGCUUUAGCUGCUCAUAUUCGUUCUGUACACACACUUGACCGGCCAUUCGCUUGCUUAUUUUGUGAGAGGACAUUCGUUCGCAAGAACGAUCUUAAAGUUCAUGAGCUGACCCACUCAACACAAUGCGAGUUCAUAUGUAAGAAAUGCAACAACUGUGAGUUAUGCGAACAUAUCGUAGUCCAAUAUUGA